Molecule: messenger RNA, 4393 nt
Organism: Epinephelus moara (kelp grouper)
Lineage: Eukaryota; Metazoa; Chordata; Actinopteri; Perciformes; Serranidae
Gene: trpa1b
Product: transient receptor potential cation channel, subfamily A, member 1b
Exons: 29
Coding region: 288-3632 (1114 amino acids)
Biological process (GO): transmembrane transport; monoatomic ion transport
Cellular component (GO): membrane
Molecular function (GO): monoatomic ion channel activity; protein binding
Source: RefSeq, a predicted model, not a curated record
CUGCAUUAGGAGACAGACUGGGUAAAAGCUCGCUCACCACACUAUUUAAAGCCCUUUUGCAGUGGUGAGGAGAACAUCCAGAUUUGCUCAGCUCAUCACAGAAAUACAGAUCUCACCCAAGGACACCUGGGACUGACUCAAACAAGCUGCCCCCCAGCUGCGAGGAACAUAAUUGCUUUCUUCAACAGAACAGCUUCAACCUCCAAACACUCGGCGGAACUGAAUGCCCUUCCGGACACGUGUCAUUGCUGUUACCCUUCAUGUCUCCACUGAGGGUCGGUUGAGUGAUGAACUUCAGUAGGGAAGUGGCCCGACAGACCAGUUGUUAUACAUACGUGAUAGAGGAUGACGAUCAAGCCCUGGCAAGACUAAAUGUAUUUGAGUUGGCGGAGAAGGGCGACCUGGCUCUCCUGGAGAACCUGGUGAAGAAGAGCCCAGAGGUCCUGAGUGAGAAAGAUGAAUGUGGAGCUAGUCCCCUUCAUCAUGCCGCUGCAGGGGACCACGUCACCCUCAUCCAAUUCAUCACCACUGUCAUAGACUCACAGGAUCUGAACAGCUGUGAUGAGCAGGGCAACACGCCCUUACACUGGGCAGUGGAGAGGAACAAGGCAGAGAGCUGCAGGGCUCUUCUGGACCUGGGGGCCGAUCCCAACAUCCUCAACGUGGGCCUCCUGUCCCCUCUGCACGUGGCUGUCAGCCAGGGACACAACAACCUGGUGGAGCUGCUGCUGUCCUACAGUGCCACAGACUGCAAUCUACAGGGAGACCUUGGGAACACCCCGGUUAUACUUGCCUGCUCCAUCAAUAACUGUGAGGCUCUCAGCACUUUGUUAAAUCAUGGAGCCCGGCUCUGCCAACAGAACAAGCUUGGCCAUUUCCCCAUGCAUGCAGCCGCCUUCGCAGGUGCACAGAAAGCCAUGGAAGUGAUCUUGAAGGCCGGAGAGAAGUUAGGCCACCAAGCCGAAGUCCACAUCAACUAUUUAGACAAGUCCAAGAGCAGCCCGCUGCAUCUGGCCGUACGUGGGGGGAAUAUCGAGACCAUCCGUCUCUGCAUCGCCACUGGGGCCAGAAUUGACCAGCAACAGAAUGACAGGUCCACACCGCUUCAUUUGGCCUGCACCCAGGGUGCUACUGAGGUUGUCAAACUGAUGCUGUCCUCUUUUGACCAAGUGGAAGACAUCAUCAACCUAACUGACGGGGCGUGUCAGACCCCCCUGCACAGGGCUACAAUAUUCGACCACACAGAGCUGGCAAAGUACCUCAUUUCUUUGGGUGCAGACCUUAACAGCAUUGAUUGUAAAGGACACUCUCCCUUGCUGUUGGCUACGAGCUGUGGAGCGUGGAAAACUGUGGCUCUGCUCCUGUCCAAAGGGGCACAUGUAAAUGUGAAAGACAGAUGUGGUUGCAACUUCCUUCACCUGGCCAUUCUCCAGCCGAAGGGUCUGAAAAACCUGCCAGAGGAAAUACUGCAGACGAGCAGUGUGAAGGCACUGCUGAGCUGUGAGGAUAAUGAGGGCUGCACGCCACUGCACUACGCCUGCAGACUGGGUAUCCAUGACUCUGUGAAGAACAUGCUGGGCCUCUCGGGGCAGGUCGGCCUCAAAUGCAAGUCCAAGGACAAGAAGUCUGCCCUGCACUUUGCUGCCCAGUAUGGGCGCAUCAAUACGUGUCAGAGAUUACUGGAGACCAUCACAGACUCUCGUCUGCUAAAUGAAGGUGACGAGCGAGGCCUGACACCACUCCAUUUGGCUUCAAAAGAGGGGCACACCAAGGUGGUACAACUGUUGCUGCGCAAAGGAGCUCUCUUUCACUGUGAUUACAAGGGGUGGAGUUGUCUGCACCAUGCUGCAUCUGCAGGAUACACACAAACUAUGGAUAUUCUGCUGUCAGCCAAUCCCAAGUUACUGGAUAAAACAGAUGAAGAUGGGAGCACUGCCCUCCACAUCGCAGCAAGAGAGGGACACGUGGCUGCAGUCAAGCUGAUGCUGGCUCGGGGAGCAGAACUCACCUUAAACAAGAAUGACACGUCGUUCCUCCACGAAGCUCUGCAGAACGGGAGAAAAGAUGUGGUCAAUGCUGUAAUUGACAGUGACAGAUCUACUGAGGCUUUGAGCCUGUUCACCCCCAGCUCUGGCCAGCGAAGUCCCAUACUAGACAUGAUUGAGUUUCUGCCCGAGACCUACAAGCACCUGUUGGACUGCUGUGUGACAGAAUCGGAUGAUGAUCACAACAGUCCUGACUAUCAUAUUGAAUAUAAUUUCGCAUGGCUCCAAGUUCCCCUUUCAAAGAGGAUCAAAAUGAGGAUUCAGCCACUAGCUGCACUCAACGCGAUGGUGCAGUACAACCGCAUUGAACUCCUCAACCACCCUGUCUGCAAAAAGUACCUGGCAAUGAAGUGGGUGGCAUAUGGGAGCACGGCUCAUGUGCUCAACAUGUUUUUCUACCUGUUAGGCCUGCUGCCCCUCACUCACCUGAUGGUGACUCUGAGGCCCAGUCUGAACACCACUGUGGAGGGCACACACAACAUCAUCAUGGUGCACACAUCUUUUCUACAGCAAAGUUUGUUCUUGAGCCUCUGUAUGGUGAUGGUGUUGGUGAUGAACGUGUACUCCAUAGUGAAGGAAGUGGUGCAGAUAUCACAACAGCGCUGGAAUUACUUCAAGGAUUAUUCCAACCAGAGUGACUGGUUUUCGGCAGUCUUCUCUCUUCUGUUUAUCAUUCCCACCAUGCUCAAUGUAGAGGGUUCUUUACACUGGCAAGCAGGGGCGAUGGCAGUUUUAUCCUCUUGGAUCGGAUUUCUCCUUUAUCUUCAGAGGUUUGAGGGUGUUGGCAUCUAUGUGGUAAUGUUCUGGGAGAUCAUGAGGACACUGUUCCGUAUCGUGAUGCUGUUCUUGUACCUGAUGUUAGCAUUCAGUUUGGCGUUCCAUGCCCUGAUGCUCAACCAGAAAGAGUUUGACAGCGUGCCGCUCUCAGUGAUACAAACCUUUGUGAUGAUGGUUGGGGAAUUGAACUACCAGAAUAACUUCUUGGAUGCUUAUCUGAAGCAUGAGCUUCCUUUUGGUCUCCUGACUUACGUCAUUUUUGUGCAGUUUGUUCUGCUCAUGCCAAUACUUCUGGUGAACCUGAUGAUUGGUUUAGCAGUUGGAGACAUUGCGGAAGUACAAAGAAAUGCUGCCCUAAAGAGAAUAGGCAUGCAGAUUGAGCUCCACACCGCUCUGGAAGACAAGCUGCCUUAUUGGUUUAUGAAGCGGGUCGACAAACCCUCCCUCGUCAUCUACCCAAAUCGCAGAUGCUCCAGAAACUUCAUAAAGCAGCUAUUCACAGGUGAGGAGGACCCAAAUGACGCCUGGAGUCGUCUGCAGGUCAAAUCACAGGCCUGUACUAUGCUGGAGGGAGAGCUCCAAAAGCAGAAGCGGAGGAUGAAAGAGGUGUUGGGCAUGAUGGAGAAGCAGCACAGCCUCCUGAAGCUCAUCAUUCAGAAGAUGGAGAUCACCUCGGAGGCGGACGAGUACGACGGCCCUGUGAACAUCAGAGGCAACAUGUGGCAGAGCUUGAGUAAGGCCAAACCGAGAGGGCACAGCGUAUCGCGGUGGGUCCCGCUGAUAAAGGCCAUCGAGUCCAAAAGGAACUGAGGAGGAGGAGACAAAUGUAACGUCUCAGCACAUCAACAACAAGUGAAUUAUCACCGCAUUAUAAAAGCAUAGGUAUAGCAGACAUAAUCAUGUGAUGACUGAACAAUGUAAUUCCUUAUGCUAAGAUUAAUCACUCAUAUCCACUUUAAAUAUAAUGUAACAGUUAAUUAAAUGCCUUUAACUGCCUUAUCUUGCCUUGACUAUUGUGUGGUGUGAUAGGCUACUAAAUAUUGGUGCAUAUUCAAACCUGUAGUAUUAGUCGUGUUAUUGUCAAACGUUUCAUUGUAGACUGAAACAGUAAGUUACCCCAGUGACCCACUCAUAGACACAUGUUUGAAACUUAUGUUGUGGUGUGUAUUCAGUGUUGCCAUACUAUCUGAAAUGUUGUAAUGUGUCUUUAUGUGCAACAUGUGCUCUUAUAUCUCUAAAAUAUGAUGCUUUGCCUUUCUUAAAAGUCAGUAAAAUAUCCUUAAAGUAAGAGGAAUUAGUUUUUCUUUGAUUAAUGAUCAUUUUGAGGCACAGACAGAGUUUAAGGCUGCACUAAGAGCUGAGCAGAUGCCUGUGGCAUGUUCAUUUUAACAGGGAUUUCUAGGAAGAACUCAGAAAGCAAAAUUAUGUAUCUCUUCACUGUAUGAAAUCUAUACCAAUAUGCAUGGAUUUAUUUAUUUAUUUAUUUUAUUUAUUUAACCUUCAUUUAACCAGGAAGUCCCACUGAGAUUGAAAAUCUUUUACAAGAGAGACCUGGCCGAGGUAGCAGCCAA